This is a messenger RNA of Chrysoperla carnea, 445 nucleotides long. RefSeq lists its product as uncharacterized. The coding region runs from base 49 to 384 and encodes 111 amino acids. The transcript has 2 exons. The record is from RefSeq and is a predicted model, not a curated record. Lineage: Eukaryota; Metazoa; Arthropoda; Insecta; Neuroptera; Chrysopidae.
AUACAUAUUGCUCAUAUUGCGUAAUGUGAUGUUCUUCAGGUUUAUCGUAUGCAUCAAUUGGUUAAUAAAGGGGAUAGCCUUAACAAGAACAUGACUGCUGUGAUAAAAAGCUAUAUCUCACGUGAUUUAGCUGUGAUGUACGUUCCGUCCAAACAAGGUAAAGGAGAAAACAGCAAAUUGGUAUUUAAAGAUACUAGUUUUUAUCAAUGCAUACAAGAAGUAAUGCGAAAAAAAAUGAAAAAUACGUCAGGAGGCGAUCUUAGUGACAAAGAUAUUUUAACCUCCAUGUCUGCUACCAUCCGGAAUGCUCGUGACUGGGAUGGAUUCCGAUUUCUAAGGACGCAAAAGAUUGAAAAACCUGCUAAAAACAUAGAACCUACAUAAUGACUGACGAGCUUCUUUACAUAAUUUAUUUAAUAAUAAUUUUUUUUUUUUAAUUUAUGUA